AUGUCAUUGCCGUCGCAGAACCUCAACGGCGGGCCGCCACGCUCUCAACCGUCCAUCCGAUCCUUCUUCCAGCCCGCGGCGCCCAAGUACGGCGCCCCUCCAUCCGCUGAGCGUUCGCCACAACAACAACAUUCACCGCCGCCGCCGCAGGUAUCCCAACAUACGUCCAGUCCGAGAUCGAGUGCUCCUCCGCAAGCUCCCCAGAGUGCGCCGUUGCCUCCUCCAGCCGCUCCUCCACUGCCUCUACGAACGGCCGAAAAUGGGAGUGGCGAACCAGCAACUGCGGUCCCCAUGCCCGCGCCGACACCAACCCAUCAUCCCAACAUCACACUCUCCCCAAUCCUGCCUUCGCACAUACCGAGCCUCAAGCACCUGACGGCACGCCUGCUUCCCGUGCGCUAUCCGGAUUCAUUCUACGUCCCUCUGAGCGAUCCCUUGUCUUCGGGCGCCUUCUCCCGCGUGCUGCUCUGGACCGAUACUCCGACUCCCAGUAACCCAUCGCCCAAGCCGACUUUGAUCGGAGGACUGGUCUGCCGACCCCAGACUACCUUCCAGCCUCGCCCAAACUCGGCACAAGACCUCAUACCAGAUGCCCUCUACGUCCAGAGCCUGGUCCUACAGGAGCCGUACCGAGGUUUAGGUCUAGCGGCGCGCAUGCUCGAGGAAGUGUGCACAUUGGCGGCCCGCGAUGAGAGGUUUGCGUGCCGCACCGUCUGCGCUCACGUCUGGACAGAGAAUGAGGAGGGUUGGGAGUGGUAUAAAGCAAGAGGUUUCGCCAAGGUGGAACCCGUCAUCGAGGGAUACUACCGGCAGCUGCAACCAAGCAAUGCUUGGGCUGUGAGAAGGGAUAUCAGUCUGGGCUCCGUGAGCGGCCGACCCGGUAGGACUUUGGAUGCGGUAAAGGCAAAUGGCAUCGGCACCCACGCCGGCCUGGCCAAGGUCUCGACGCCACCUGUAGCUAGUUUCACGAGUUCGACAAUAACGACGACACCGCCGCCGCCAUCUUCCGGACCGCCUUCCGGUGCCAGAUCGCCCAACCCUAGCGUUACCCGACCUCCUCCCAUCUCCGGUACAUCUUACCAAAAGAAGGGCCCUGAGAACGAGUGGAAUGAUCUGCCAGAAGAUAUGGUCUUGGCAACUCGAACUCCCAGCAAUAACCUGUCUGUGCCAGGCAGUGGCGCCAACUCUGGCGCUAGCUCUCGCAGCAGCUCGACCGUCGGGCGCAAGAAGAGGGAUCGCGCAUAUCCAGCCGCUGCGUUUGGAAACUAG
This is a messenger RNA of Pestalotiopsis fici W106-1, 1269 nucleotides long. RefSeq lists its product as uncharacterized. Gene Ontology annotation, biological process: mitotic sister chromatid cohesion. Bases 1 to 1269 code for a protein of 422 amino acids. Gene Ontology annotation, cellular component: NatA complex. Gene Ontology annotation, molecular function: acyltransferase activity, transferring groups other than amino-acyl groups. NCBI's taxonomy places the organism in Eukaryota, Fungi, Ascomycota, Sordariomycetes, Amphisphaeriales, Sporocadaceae. The record is from RefSeq and is a predicted model, not a curated record. The transcript has a single exon.